CUGUCUUCUCUCGUUUCAUUCAAAAUUGCAAAUGGCGUAGACGGGAGAACUGUGUCAAACGGCGACGUCCAUCAAUAUUUUCCCAAUUUUUCCGAAAUUCCAUUCGUAUUCAAGCACGAGAGCGAUUGAUUAAGGCGUGCAGUUUUCCGUUCUAUUGUAAUGCGCAUUAAAAUCGGCCGCCGCGUGUCCGGAAUGCCGUGAAAAUUGGCGAAAAGAAGAAAUUGUUGGUGCAGUGAAAUUCUGUGAAUGCUGUUCUCUGUGUAUGUCAGGUGUUUAUGCGAGUGAACGAGGUUUUCCGUCUUAAUUUUUCGCCGUCCCGGGAGGAAAUUGUGUCGUGUUUGCGGCGCUGAUCUUGCCGCAAUUCGCUGUUGUGUGUGGCUUUCCUGGUUUGCCGACAAUUUUGUGGUCCCUGUGCGGUGGCGAGUGAAUUUGCCGUGCCUGUGACAAGUGUAUUGUGUCGCGACACUCACGUCGUUGUUUUGUUUUUGUUUCGCUUAACGCCUGUAAAUUGGGGCACCAGCCAGCGGAAGUGCACGGGGUACACGGCGACACUGGAGAUUUGGCCGAGCACUGGCAGCUGAGGAUUUGUUGGCUUGGCGGCGGUUGGACUGAACGCGAGGGAGGAUGGCGCACGGAACGAGCCUCCUCAGCUCGGAUAUUUCGCGGCGGAAUCCGCAGGAUGAGUACGAGCUCAUUCAGAAGAUUGGCUCCGGCACGUAUGGCGAUGUUUACAAGGCAAAACGUAUCCAGAGCAACGAGUUGGCUGCCAUUAAAGUGAUCAAAUUAGAACAAGGCGAUGAUAUCCAAAUUAUUCAACAAGAAAUCAUUAUGAUGAGAGAUUGUCGACAUCCCAAUAUCAUAGCCUACUAUGGAUCAUAUCUGCGUCGUGAUAAGCUCUGGAUUUGUAUGGAAUAUUGUGGGGGUGGUAGCUUGCAGGAUAUCUAUCAAGUAUCGGGACCGCUUACGGAAAGACAAAUCGCUUAUAUGUGUCGCGAAACGCUUAAGGGUCUCGAGUAUCUACAUUCGAUGGGUAAAAUGCAUAGAGAUAUUAAGGGAGCGAAUAUUUUGUUAACCGAAAACGGUGAUGUGAAAUUAGCCGAUUUCGGAGUAUCAGCACAAAUUACGGCAACGAUAAACAAGCGAAGAAGUUUUAUAGGUACACCAUAUUGGAUGGCACCAGAAGUUGCAGCCGUAGAACGAAAGGGUGGCUACAAUCAACUAUGUGAUAUUUGGGCAGUCGGUAUAACCGCCAUAGAACUAGCAGAAUUACAACCUCCAAUGUUCGACUUACAUCCGAUGCGGGCAUUGUUUUUAAUGUCAAAAAGUGGUUUUAAACCACCAACGCUUAAAGAUAAAGACAAAUGGAGUCCAACAUUCCACUCAUUUAUAAAAACUGCACUAACAAAGAACCCCAAGAAACGUCCCACAGCCGAACGUUUAUUGCAACAUCCGUUCGUUCAGAGCGAGAUGUCGAUGAAUGUAGCGAAGGAAUUAUUACAAAAGUAUUUGAAUCCUCCAAAUCAAUUUUAUUUUUAUUCAGAUGGUGAUGAUGAGGCCAUCGCUAAUGUACCACAAAGAAUAGCCAGCAAAAUGACAUCAAGGCAAAAUGGUAUUUCACCGCAAAAUCACACACUAAAAUCAGCGCCAACAUCAAGCCAAUGGAAUGAUCGAUCAUCUAGUCCUGAAACACUACCAAGUGACAUGAGUCUUUUACAAUAUAUUGACGAGGAGCUCAAGCUCAGAGCAACGCUUCCUAUGUCGGAUACCAAAGAUUUGCUAACGACGGACUGUACAUGUCCUCAUUCGUUGAAUAAUAUUAAUCAGAAUGGUGGAUCAACAACGACAAAUGCAUCAUCAAAUUUGAUGCGAACUAAUUCGACCAAUGAUGCCACCACUGGUAAUGGAAUUGUCUUAGGAACGCCGACGAAUUUAAGUAGUCGGGGUGGUAUGAGUGGCAGCGGCAACGGUGGGAGUGACGUAAUCGGUGAUAAUUCGAAUGGUGUGCCUAUAAAUGCAACAACUGCAAUUAGUAACGAUGGAAGAAUUAAUAUGAACUAUAUGAAUAAUGGUAGUGAUGGAUACAAUAAUGGUGAUAGCUGUGAUUAUAGGAAUGAAAAUAAUCAGAAUGGACAUGAAGACUCGCCGCGUCGUCAUAGUUCUAUGGACCAAUUAAUGGGGCUCUUAAAUGAAAUGGGCAGCACUUCGCGACCCCGCACGCUGAGUGAUAGUGGAAGGCGAGAAGAUGUGGAAAAAGAAGCUCAGCCUGAUUUACUGAAUGAUACACGUCCCGUGCCUCCGAAGCGACUGCAUCGUCCACGUAAAAAUACACCGCCACGUCCUAUUUCCAAUGGUCUGCCCCCAACUCCGAAAGUACAUAUGGGUGCAUGUUUUUCGAAAAUUUUCAAUGGUUGUCCACUGCGGAUACACUGCACAGCGUCUUGGAUACAUCCAGAAACCAGAGAUCAACACUUGAUUAUUGGCGCCGAAGAGGGUAUCUUUAAUUUGAAUAUGAACGAGUUGCAUGAUGCAGCAAUCGACCAGAUAUUCCCGCGACGGACUAUGUGGUUGUACGUUAUAAAAGAUGUUUUAAUGAGUUUAUCAGGAAAAUCAAGUCAAUUAUAUCGACACGAUUUACUAGCUUUACAUUCAAAACAAACACACCGAUUCUCCUUGCAUAUGAAUAAGAUUCCCGAAAGACUUGUUCCACGUAAAUUCGCUCUGACCACGAAGGUCCCGGAUACCAAAGGAUGCACGCAAUGUUGUGUAACACGAAAUCCCUACAACGGUUAUAAAUAUUUAUGCGGAGCAUUACCCACUGGUAUAUUCCUUAUGCAGUGGUACGACCCACUAAAUAAAUUCAUGUUGCUGAAACAAUGCGAAUGGCCAACGAGUAAUUUGAAUAUGUCGAAUCCGGCACACAAUGGCGGCCACACGUCCGUUUUUGAGAUGAUUAUUACGCCGGAAUUGGAGUAUCCAAUAGUUUGUACAGGAGUGCGGAAAGCCAAAAACGAUUGUUUGAAAUUGGAGCUCAUCAAUAUGAACAGUGCCAGCUGGUUCCAUUCGGACGAAUUGGAGUUUGAAGGUACCGCCACAAUGAUACCACGACAUGACUUCAUCAAAGUCGUGAAAGUCCAUCAAAUCGAAAGCGAUGCGAUUUUAGUCUGUUAUGGAAAUGUUAUACAAAUAGUCACGUUACAGGGCAAUCCGAAACAGCACAAGAAAAUGUUGCCAAAGUUGAAUUUUGACUUUAAUAUUGAGAGCAUAGUGUGUUUACCUGACAGCGUUUUAGCUUUCCACAAGCAUGGCAUGCAGGGCAAGUCAUUGCGAAAUAGUGAGAUCACACAAGAGAUAAAAGACAUGAGUCGAACAUAUAAGCUUCUGGGAAGCGACAAGGUCGUAGCUCUUGAAAGUCAGCUCCUACGAACUGGCUCAUUGGGCAGCGAGGAAGGUCAUGAUUUGUACAUAUUAGCUGGCCACGAAGCCAGUUAUUAAUUUUAUCCUCCCAAAAUGUUUUAGAAUCCAAACGCUAUUUCAAUUUGUGAGAGAAGAGUGAGAAGAGAGAGAGAGAGAGAGGGGAGUGAAAUAUCUAACAAAACGCAUUAACUAUCGACACAAAUUAAAAUUAAUGUUAAAAAAGAAUAAAAUUGUAAAAUAGGUCACGUAAGAGCUAACAAAUAAACAAAUGAUACGACACAAAGGAAAGCGAUAAAGAAAUUAAACUUGCGUCAAACAGAAGUCCGCGUUGUAUUUUUCAUUAGGGCGUAAAGAAGGCAUCAAUGAAAUUUAAUGAAAACAAAGAAAAUUCACACAAAUUCGACAAAACUAUAAACAUAUAUAUUUUUUAGAGAAAUGAAUGAAUAAAAGGGACUUUUCUGUAUGAAUGUAGGAUUAUGGUAAUCUGCGCUAAAAUACUACAUACAAAUAUUUAAAUCCAGAUUAAACUAGAGCAGCCCAAACGUGUUAUGUUCUAUGUAAUUGAGUAACACUACGAAAACACUGAGGAGUAUAUAGAGCAGAUUUAAUAGGAUUCAAAGUAAUUAUAAAUAUAAUUAUCUAUUAUAUACAUGUAUAAUUACAAAUAAACGAAAUCUUAUUAGUAUAUUUUUCAAAGCAGAAUAAAAAUGAAACUGAAGAAACCUAUCCUACCUAAAAAUAUACAUUUAAAUGUAGUAAUAUAAAAUUAUUUUUAAAAAGUAACAAACAAUAAAAAAAAGUAUAUAAAUCCCUUCUAUUUUUAACAAAACAAAAACUAGCUUCUAAGAAAGUUCUACGAAAUCGAUGGGUACAUUAUGAAUAAAAAAUUAUAUAAGACAGAGAAUGGAAAACACAAGAUUUGUGGUGAAAUUUCCAACCAAAAUUCACUGAGGGAAAUUUCUGAAAAGGGACAAAACAGAGCGGUUCGAAUACUAAUAAUAUUUGAGAUUAUUAACGUUGCGAUGUGAUUUGGUUUUUGUCUCUCAAUUUCUACUUAGAGCGGGGUCCACAAGAUCCCCCGGAAAGAAAACAAUAGAUCACAAAAGCGAAAUUAAUUUCCAUCCUUCAAUUCCGUUUUGUAAUUCUUUUUUACCGAACGAAUCUUCUGUUUCUUUAUUGUUGUGUUAAUUCCUCUAUUUUAUAAGCAAAAAGGAGAGAAAAAAAAUUGAUCAUAACAAUUAUCUGACUUCCUUGUUUUGAUUUCCAAUUCAUUGCAUUUAUAUCCAUUAAAUUAUAUUAUUCUGUAACAAAUUGUUUUUAUUAGGUUGACUAUUAAUUUAAUUCUUUUUUUUUUAAAUUUACCAUAAAAAAAAA
Hermetia illucens (black soldier fly) is the source of this 4788-nucleotide messenger RNA. RefSeq names its product mitogen-activated protein kinase kinase kinase kinase 5 (gene hppy). The transcript is spliced from 14 exons. Gene Ontology annotation, biological process: protein phosphorylation. Bases 625 to 3492 code for a protein of 955 amino acids. The record is from RefSeq and is a predicted model, not a curated record. NCBI's taxonomy places the organism in Eukaryota, Metazoa, Arthropoda, Insecta, Diptera, Stratiomyidae. Gene Ontology annotation, molecular function: ATP binding; MAP kinase kinase kinase kinase activity.